Molecule: messenger RNA, 2552 nt
Organism: Pseudomyrmex gracilis
Lineage: Eukaryota; Metazoa; Arthropoda; Insecta; Hymenoptera; Formicidae
Exons: 2
Coding region: 612-2048 (478 amino acids)
Source: RefSeq, a predicted model, not a curated record
AAAGAGAAAGAAUCGGUCAUGUGCCAAUAUCAAUAGAAAUGUCUACGUGAAAAUUCGCGCGAUAAAUUGUCCCGAUAGCUUUGCGGGAAUUCACGGCAAAACCGAACGUGCACUUGACAGAAAUUAGUAUUCCUUAAUGGACGGCGCGAUAUAGCAAGGGCUAGGCUCAUCCCAUCUUACUGCAAACGCCGUUCUUCCUUGGUCUUAGACUUAAGGCCGGGAACCAUUCAAUUAAUUUCAGGAGACAAUGGUAGCUCACACAACGGCGAGCCGUGCUUGUACGCGUCUUGUACACAGUCAUUACAUCGUCAAACCUCCCCACGUUGUUCCUUCACGGAAUAUUCGCGAUUACUCAGAGAACUUAGAGAAAUGACAUACGAAGAUCUCGUCGCCCUCGGAAAUUAAAAAAAUUAAAAAAUCCUUUUUACUUUUCCGUAUAUUAAGAGAAAAAACAAAAUUUUCCCAUCUUUCGCAAGAUGAAAAGUGACAAUCGGACGAACAAAAAAAACUAAAGUUGAAAAAUGAUUUAAACAUUCGAUGUAACAAUCUUAGAAAUGCAAUAAUAAAUCUCUCGAGAUAUUCUCUGUUUCUUUGGCCGACCAGCUAUUAAAAUGACGACGACCACAGGCGAUCCGUCGACCCUGAAGACUCCGGCCUCACUGUCGGGCGGAGAUCUCGUUUCUCGCUUGUUGGCAGCGACUCCGCCGUACUUGUACAAUGUACCACUGACGCCUCACAGCUUCUUCUUCAGCGAGAUGCUGCGCUCCUUCGUGCAGGCAAAGACAGAGGCGUCGUCGACCAGCGGUAGCGGUAGCACCAGCAGCGGCACCGGAGCACCAAACGCGUCGCGUCGUCGCAAGCGAUCCUGGCGGGACGCUCGGGAUCGUCCACUGGAACUGACGACGAAGGAACGGCCGCAUCACCAUCACCAUCAUCAUCAUCAUCACCAGCACCCGGAUAAAUAUUAUCACUCCGCGUCGCAGCAGCAAUCGACGCAAGUGCCACCGGAGACUCGUUUAGAGAACGACGGCAAGCGAGCGACCGACGGUAGUUAUUCCGACGUGGAAAACAAGACGUUCGAUCAGAAACCGAACUUCGGCAGCGACAUCCUGAAACCGAUCGACGAGAACAAGACGGAAUUUCCGCGGCAGCACGGUAAAAAUUACUUCGACGAGCGACCGCGCCACUUCGAGCAAGCUCAGCCGCCGGAGAACGUAUUUCCUGGCGGCGAACCGCGAAAAGUGAAGCCGGAGGAUUCGCAGCAGCUGGACCGCGGCAGGAAUUGUAAUUUCGACGGCGGCAGAAGUUACGAGGAUCGUUCCAAGAGCAUCGCGCCUGGUCAGGAGGUGCCGCAGCCUCUGCAGCUGCCGGAUCAGAAGAAGUUGGACUUUCCGCGCGGUCCUUUUCUACCCGGUCUCCCGGGCAGAGGAUGCGACGGUGUUCUUCAAGGUGUAAAAGGUUUUCCCUUGCCUGGCGGUAUGUCCGGACCGGCCGACUUCUUGCCCGGACCGCUGUGGUACCCGCCGUACCCUAUGCCGCAAUCAUAUCCCGGUAUCGAUCCUUUGCACUUCUUCAUCGAUCUGCGUGUGUCCGGCCACAUCUGGGACCGCAAGCACGCGAGCGAACGGCAGCUGCCCUUCAAGAGCAAGCAUUGCUCGGCGUUCAGCGUGCCGCAGUCCAAGGAAUACGGCAAUCGGCCGUUGAAUCUCACCCGCGACGAGGCCACGACGUCCAAGAAUCCGGACGCGGAGAACACGCGCGGCACCAAUUACAUUCUGAAGCAUCUCACGAAGACGUAUCAGGAUAUACAGCAGACGAAAACGUCCAGAACGGACGCGCCGACGGAGAACGAGGAGACCUCGAAAGAGAUGCAGCAAGCUGGCGAGGAUACCGCGAAGGUAGAAAACGCCGGCAGCGCAACGACGAAUUCCGAAGAGGAGAGGAAAGAUCUGCGCGCUCUGAUCGGCCUCGAAUUAGUGGUGGACUACGUGAAGGAACCGAAGAGCGACUCGCCGACUGAGCAAACGUCGUCACAAGUAACGGAAUAACUUGCACGAACGCGACUCGCAGAAACGCACUUUUUCAGACGGUCUCUUUCCAGUUUUAAUCGCUAAAAUAGUCGUAGCGUCGUUAUUCGACAUUUCUCUCAUCGUGUAACACCUUCGAAACUCAACAGUCGCACUCGCGCGAUCGCAUUCUCCGCCGUAAUGUAGCACAUCCUGACAAGACAAGAGCAAGCAGACCGCGCACGCGAGACCGAAACUUCUCGUUUUACAGUGCGCGAUUAAUAUCUUCGUAUUACGAUUGAAGAGACUACGUUUGCUGCUUUUCAGACAUUUUUUUUUCUGUGUUCUCUUCUCUCUUUUCCGCACUUGUCAGAAAAAUUUCUAUUUGUUUUACCGAUGUUUUCAUCGCACAAUUCUUUCCCGCGCUUUUGUGAUUUCGAACGUUUUCUCACGCGCGCGUCUCUAACAAAAGUAUUAACUUGUCUUCACGCAAACACCCUCGAGUUGAUUCAGUGUAUCUCUAUUCUAAAACAAUUAGAGAAACAA